AUGGUAUAUGCAUUCCUCAUUUCAAUGAACCAAGAAAGCUACCAAGCACUUUUGAACGUAAUCCGUAAUUUGCUGCCAUUAGUUUAUGAACAACUGUGUAUCAUAACAGAUUUUGAAAUGCCAUUGAUGAAUGCAGUUCAAACUGUAAUGCCUAUAACUAAAUUGAUGGGUUGUUGGUUUCAUUUUUGCCAGGCAGUCAUAAGAUACAGUAAGCAGAAAUUGAACAGUGUGUAA
Molecule: messenger RNA, 234 nt
Organism: Macrosiphum euphorbiae (potato aphid)
Lineage: Eukaryota; Metazoa; Arthropoda; Insecta; Hemiptera; Aphididae
Source: the annotation of a GenBank genome assembly